CGAAAAAAGCCGAAGCUGGAUUCCGGCGUAUCCCCCCCUCUCCUCCCUUCCUCGCGGCGGUGUAGCGCGGUAGCCAUGUUCCCUGGCGCCUGUUCCGGUAUCGAGAUUCAGUGCAUUGCCUGACGGCCGCUGGGCCCAUUCCCGUCCCCCGCUCGUCGCCUGCAGAAGCCUGCCUUGUCCGGAGGACGCGUCACCUGGAGAGGACUCCUCAGUGCGAGUGUUUGCGAGCCGUUUGUGGAACGCUAACGGAUCACCGUCUCAGUGACCCACCUUCACGGUUAAUCUACGUGAAACGACGGCUUUGGAGUCUGCGGAGUUAUUCGGCCGCCUCGGAAUAGGCUACCGGCUGGUCGACUGACUGACUCGCUCGCCCGCUGUGUCGGGACCAGCGGAUUACCAGCGGAGGACCGCCUGACGGUUUUCUAUUUUUUACUUUAUUUUCUCCAGACCAAGUGGAAGGGGGUGUGAUUUUCAUACCUUCAGGCUUUUUUUUUUACCCCCCCCCAUCCUUCGAAGAUAACCCAAGUCAGGCUCGUUUGGCCUAAAGUUUAAUCCGCGGUCUCGAUUUGAACUGGAAGCAGCUGAGCCGGUCUCCGCUGACAGCCCCCCGGGUUACGCCGGCCGCGCUCCGCAGCUGCUCCCUCCCCGGAGACCGCAGAAUGUCAGCCAAGUACCUCCGACUCGGCCAAAAUCCCGGACGUCGAUUUUAAAACCUCCGAAGCAAAUACACGCAUUUUUCUUGCCGAAUAAGUGCUUUGGUCGCUUGGUAUUUUCCAGACUGUGGCCGGCGAACCGUAUGAUAAAUUUCUGUGGGCUUCAAACUUUGUGUCCGCCGCCCGCGGACGCGUAUUUACGGAAUAGGCGCUUUUAAUGAGGCGACUUGUUGGUCUCGGUAAACGUAGCUAACUCGCCUCCGGAGGGAAUAGCUAAGUACAUUUUAUUUUUGCCCCCCGAAGAAAUAUCGAAGUGUUGCUACGUAGUAUAAAUGUACGCCCGAUUUUGAAUUGCUUCGUGUCCCCAUCUACUUUUUUUUUUUUUUUGAAAACCCCACAAAAUGUCAACGCGGCCGGCAUUGUUAACAGUUAUUGAAAAUUCUCCAGGACAGCCUCACUCAGAGCCCAAGGUGAGCGGCCGCGCCAAUAUGCCACGCUGCCGCAACUCGUUUGCCACCACGGCGGACGAGCAGCCGCACAUCGGCACGUACCGGCUGCUGAAGACCAUCGGCAAGGGCAACUUUGCCAAAGUGAAACUGGCCAGGCACGUGCUGACGGGGAAAGAGGUGGCUGUGAAAAUCAUUGAUAAAACUCAGCUGAAUUCCUCCAGUCUCCAGAAGCUCUUUCGAGAGGUGAGAAUCAUGAAGUUGUUGAAUCACCCUAAUAUUGUUAAGUUAUUUGAAGUCAUAGAAACUGAGAAGACGCUGUACUUGGUUAUGGAGUACGCCAGUGGGGGUGAAGUGUUUGAUUACCUCGUCGCUCACGGGCGGAUGAAAGAGAAAGAAGCCCGGGCCAAGUUCAGACAGAUCGUGUCAGCAGUGCAGUACUGUCACCAGAAGUGCAUAGUGCACAGAGAUCUGAAGGCGGAGAACCUGCUCCUUGACAGCGACAUGAACAUCAAAAUCGCCGACUUUGGCUUCAGCAAUGAGUUCACACUGGGCAAUAAGCUGGACACCUUCUGCGGCAGCCCCCCCUAUGCAGCCCCCGAGCUUUUCCAGGGCAAGAAGUACGACGGGCCCGAGGUGGACGUCUGGAGCCUGGGGGUCAUCCUCUACACGCUGGUCAGCGGAUCGCUGCCUUUCGACGGCCAGAACCUCAAGGAGCUGCGUGAGCGAGUGCUUCGGGGAAAGUACAGGAUCCCCUUCUACAUGUCCACUGACUGCGAGAACCUGCUGAAAAAAUUCCUAAUCUUGAACCCCACCAAGCGGGGCAGCUUAGAGCAGCAGAUCAUGAAGGACCGGUGGAUGAACGUGGGACACGAGGAAGAGGAGCUUAAGCCAUAUGUAGAGCCAAAGCCUGACUACAACGACCCCAGGCGGACAGACAUCAUGCUUCAGAUGGGCUACUCUCAAGAAGAGAUCCAGGACUCCCUUGUCAACCAAACAUACAAUGACGUAAUGGCUACGUACCUUUUGUUGGACUACAGGACCUCAGAGAUGGACGAAGGUGCCAACGUAACAAUAAAAGCCCGUCCAGUGAAUGACCUCACAAACAGUAAUGUGCAGUCCCCUCCCCACAAGGUACAGCGCAGCGUCUCGUCUAACUCCAAGCCUCGAAGAACCACAGACCAGGGCUCCUCAUCCUACUCCAAGCGCUCCCAGGGAGAUGGCAAGCACACGACUGAGGAUUCGACGAGGAAAACGUCCAGCGGCUCCACCAAAGUCCCCCCCAGCCCCCUGGCUCCGGGUGACCACGCAAAAGGCCCCCCUAGCCCCUCCCCUAACAACAUCCUGUCCACUGGUACAAGCCGGAGCAGGAACUCCCCCCUCACUGAGGGGGCCACUCUGGGACAAGGGGUACAGAACGGCAAGGACAGCCUGAACACCCCCGGGUCCCGCGCCUCCACCGCCUCGGCAGCUGCUGUCCUCACCUCCUCCUCUUCCUCCCGCUCCCGUCACCAAAAGUCCCUGUCCUCCUCUGCCCACCCCAGUCCCCUCGACUUCCACGCACAGCGCCCCAGGCAAGUGGCAGACACGCAGGAGCGAGAGGAGCUCGCCCGGAGGCGCACUGCUCCUCAAAGAUAUCCUGGGGUGUCUCCCUCGGCCCAAAAUGUCAGCAGCGCCGCGGUGACGGACCGCACCAACUUCCCCAGAGGAGUGGCCAGCCGAAGCACUUUCCAUGCUGGUCAGCAGAGGGCGACGAAGGACCAGCAGGCCUCAGCCUACAAUGGCCCCCCUGCCUCCCCUUCCCUCUCCCAUGGGACGAGCCAGCCGCGGCGUCCCGGAGCUGCAGGCAUCUUCAGCAAGUUCACUUCGAAGUUUGUGCGCAGAAAUCUCUCGUUCAGAUUCCCCAGAAGGAGCCCGUAUGAGGGAGAGGGUCGUGAUGAGGGGAGCAGGCCAAUGCUGAGCACCACAGGGGACAAGAGUGAGAAGGUCCCAGGUGGCACUGUGGGCUCCAUGGGAGACGAGAACAAGGACUCGCUCUCCUCCUCGCCCGUCCCCAGUGGUACACCACCCUCUAAGGACUCCAAACCCCGGUCACUGAGAUUCACCUGGAGCAUGAAGACCACAUCUUCCAUGGAGCCCGGCGAGAUGAUGAAGGAGAUUCGCAAGGUGCUGGACUCCAACAACUGCGAGUACGAGCUGCGCGAGCGCUUCAUGUUGCUGUGCGUGUCGGGUGACCCGUCACGGGAUGACUUUGUGCAGUGGGAGAUGGAGGUGUGCAAGCUGCCGCGCCUCUCGCUCAAUGGCGUGCGCUUCAAGCGCAUCUCUGGUACCUCCAUCGCCUUCAAGAACAUCGCCUCCAAGGUCGCCAAUGAGCUGAAACUGUGAUCGCUCUUGGGGGUACAACAUAACCGGAGAUGCGUCAAGUUUGACGACGACAACGUUGUGGAGUCGGGAUUCUAAUUGAAAUGGAGACGACCCAGGAGAAGGAAACAGGCAUAGAAAUGGGGACACAUGUGGACUGUGCACCAAGAACAGAUCAUCGGACUUGCAGGGCUGAGAUUGUCAUAUAGGCUAUAUGGUGGGGGCUUAGAUUUUGCAAGUGUUAGUCAUUUGACGACAACUCCCUCCCAGUUAACGUCCGUCCCUAGAUCGUGUUUUUUUUUUAUGUAUUUUUUUUAUCUCCAAAUUCAUGAAAAUGUAUGACCAUUUUUUUGGCCUGCUGUUUGUUUUUUAUUUUUAAAGUCUCAUACCUCUUUGUAGAGGACCGGGGCGAGGGAAUGUUUUGCAGUACCUGGAACGUAACAUGAGAGUCUCUUGACCUCUUGACAGUUUGUUUCAUUUCGGUGCAAAAUGGUGACCCAUCUCCAUGCAGAAGCGACAAACUCCCUGGCUUCCUGAGUGUACAGCACAGCUGCGUAGCACCCUGAGGGCAGCCCUCCUGUGGGCGCACCUGUCCACACCUGCUGUCUUAACACUAGAGUUCCAUCCACUUCACUCCUUUUCUUCAGCCAGUUACAUUUUUACUGCAGGGGUCAAUUACGAGAUGAACUGAACAAGGGCCAAUUAUGUAAAAAUGGAUGGAUUGUACUUGUAACUGAGUUGCUGGUUGGUUUCAAGUUCUGCACUGGAAUGAAUCUGUUAUUACUUUUCUGAAGAAAAAAUAAUUACUAUAAGCAAGCUGAAUGAUCUUUUGUUUUGUGUGUGUUCAAUUGUAUCUCGUCUUUGUAUAGAGAAUGUAAACGGAACACGAGACUCCAUCAUGCCUCCCUCCAAGCCACCCGGAAGAGAGUAUAAAAUCUAUCUAUAAAUAUAUAAAUAUCUACAAAUCUAUAUAUCACUGAAAAGGAAAUGAUUUAGUUUGUGUCAUUUUAAUUUGUGCAUUUGAGAAUGUGACUUGAACCAUUGUUUUCCCUCCCAAAACACCCCCCACCCGCCUGACUGACAAAGAGAAAGUCCAAGUCCAAAUGGAGAAAGUCCAAGAGAGAAACUGUCAAACCACAACUCCGCCCCCCCCCCCACGGCAGAGGGGUAAAAAGACUAGAGCUGUGGCAGUAUCAUACCUUAUCAUAAAUAUUGUUGCAUUAUUUUAUUACUAUCACCGUCGUCUUGACUGGAGGAUUUGCUAUGAUGCAUGCAUGGGGUGAUCCUGCUGUUUCUGUAUUUACAACCAAAUGGCUGUUUGCUUCAAACAUCUUUCUCACAGUGAUUCUGUAUGUAAUUGGGGGGGUCAGUCUUUAAAGUUGCUUAUCUUAAUUGACUACUGCUCAUUCGUCUUGGUUUAGUGUAUUAUUCCUUUUUUGGUGUUUUUGUUCUUUAUAAAGAUAUUCUUAGCACAGUAGAGGAGCUACACUGGUUUAUUUAAGUUUGGCGGUGUCAGGUGUUGAACCUGACGUGAGAGUAGCUGUGUUAAACAGGACAGUGGGUCAGGUUGGGUGGGUGGGUGUGUGUGUGUGGUGGAUGUAACCCUGCCCCCCCCUAUCCCAGCAGCCCCUGCCCUCCCAUGUCAUCAGUAUACACAAGACAUGAUUGAUAGAUGAGUGGCGUCUGAAGUAAUCGAGUAACCAAAGGACGAAACCGUCAGUUCCCCAUUGAUUGUAAUGGCUUAGUGCUCUACCUACUGGAUUUAUGGUGAGAUUUGUCUGCGAGUGAAGUCGGGAGUCAGCACUGAGUCGCCGCAGAAGCUAGUGUCCAGGUUUUGACUUCGGUGUGGGAAGUAUGGGUGCUCUGUCUGGAUGCUCCUGUGCCUGUGGAUGAGCACUCGGUGCUCCUCGUUCCCUUUUGCAACACAGAACUGUAAGUGAUUGUCUUUAAAAAAUAAAUUCUGCAAAAUCCCCUCCUAUGUAUACUGUUAGCUCUUCUCCAUCGCACCCAGUGCUGCAUUAUUUUCGAUAGCAGGAGCGGUUUAACCAGUUCUGAGUGCGAAGGUAUAAGCUUCAUACAUGCCUGCUUAGACUGAGUGAGAGAUGUACUGUGCUGAUUUGCGUCAUUAAUGGUUAUUGCAGAAAGAAUCCCCUGCUGUGUCUGGGCCAGCCGGCUCACCGCAUUCAGCACCGAGGCUUUCUGCGGUUCCACUUCCCUCUGCUCAGAGCGUGUGACCAUUUCGGGUCCCUGUUCAAAACCUUUUCCAGUUCAUUCAAAUUCAGCUCCCGUUUGCAGCUCCCUCAUCCUUUGGUAUCAAUUUCCAAGGAUGACGGAGUUUGAGGCGAUUGGCGUGUUGCUGUGUCACUGGGCCAUAAAAAAAAAACCGAUAACGUGAGAGACGGGGGUGCGUAGCGUGACUGGGGCACGAUCUCUGCGUUUCCAGCCACUCUGAAGCUCACUGUUGGCCGUCAUAGAGUUUCAUCCUUACCCAUGAUCAGAAUUACAGCUGAUGAGUACGCAUGUGUGUGUCGUGCACUUGGUGCGAAUUGUGUAGUGUCUCCCCACUGCUGUGCAAUGGGACUGUGGCACCCCCUCGUCAGCAGCCUCUCCAGUACUGUCUGGGUUCGGGGCUCCAAUAAUACAGGAAGGCAAUGGUAAUGAGAAGGUGCAGAGGCAGGAAAGGGUGGACGGUCUCAAACGCAAAUGUGAACUGCUUCGGAGAACACCUGUGCACAUCUGUAUAUUUUUGAGAUUUUGUUUUUAAUGAAACUUUUUCUGUCCAGAUGAUUUUGUUCAAGGUGCUGGGAAUCCUAUCUUUUUUCAGGGUUGAUUUUUGUCACAUUUUUUUCCAUUGCUGUAAUUUACAAUUUUUUGUGUCACAAACUGCACAAUUGGUGUGCCCAGGGUGGGACAAUGUAUUGUUUUUUUGUGAGGAAAAUAAUUCAAUGAUAGUAAUAAACAAAUGGCAUUAAAACUAAA
Messenger RNA from Brienomyrus brachyistius, 6439 nucleotides. RefSeq names its product MAP/microtubule affinity-regulating kinase 2b (gene mark2b). Lineage: Eukaryota; Metazoa; Chordata; Actinopteri; Osteoglossiformes; Mormyridae. Bases 1055 to 3484 code for a protein of 809 amino acids. Gene Ontology annotation, biological process: protein phosphorylation; intracellular signal transduction; microtubule cytoskeleton organization. The record is from RefSeq and is a predicted model, not a curated record. Gene Ontology annotation, molecular function: ATP binding; protein serine/threonine kinase activity; tau-protein kinase activity. Gene Ontology annotation, cellular component: cytoplasm. The transcript has 19 exons.